GAGCUGCCUGAUGCAUAUGGAUAGUGUGAGCAGAGCUAUUAGGCAAUGAGGGAAUCCUGGAGGAUAUUCAGCCUGCUGUGACCUAAUUCCUAUGUUGCAUUGAACUGAUUCUCCCCAGGGAUGAGAAUCUGCAAGAUGGUCCGGGUGGCUAGUGUUCUGGGUCUGGUGAUGCUCAGUGUGGCUCUCUUAAUUUUGUCCCUCAUCAGCUAUGUGUCUUUGAAGAAAGAGAACAUUUUCACCACCCCAAAAUAUGCCAGCGCCGGGGGCCCCAGAAUGUAUAUGUUCCAUGCAGGUUUUAGAUCUCAAUUUGCAAUGAAAUUUCUGGAUCCCUCAUUUGUACCAAUUACAAAUUCAUUAACACAGGAGUUACAAGAAAAACCUGCCAAGUGGGUGUUUAACAGGACAGCAUUUUCACGACAAAGGCGAGAAAUACUGCAGAAUGUUGAUGUAAUCAGAAAUUUCUCUUUGACCAAGAACAGUGUACGGACUGGGCAGCUAAUGCACUAUGAUUAUUCCAGCCACAAAUAUGUUUUUUCUAUCAGCAAUAACUUCAGAUCACUGCUUCCAGAAACAUCACCCAUAGCGAAUAAGCAUUAUAAUAUCUGUGCUGUUGUCGGAAACAGUGGCAUUCUAACAGAAAGUCAAUGUGGAAGUGAAAUUGACAAGUCCGACUUUGUCUUUCGUUGUAACUUUGCUCCAACAGAGGCUUUCCAAAAAGACGUUGGAAAGAAAACAAACCUUACCACGUUUAACCCAAGUAUCCUAGAAAAGUAUUAUAACAAUCUGUUGACCAUACAGGAUCGGAACAAUUUCUUCUUGAAUUUAAAAAAGCUUGAUGGGGCCAUUUUGUGGAUCCCAGCUUUCUUCUUUCAUACAUCUGCUACGGUUACACGAACAUUAGUUGAUUUUUUUGUGGAGCACAAAGAGCAGCUGAAGGUUCAGUUAGCUUGGCCUGGUAACAUCAUGCAACAUGUCAACAGAUAUUGGAAAAACAAGCACUUAUCACCAAAAAGGUUGAGCACAGGUAUUUUAAUGUACACCCUUGCUUCCUCAGUGUGUGAAGAAAUUCACUUGUAUGGAUUUUGGCCAUUUGGAUGGGAUCCCAACACAGGGAAGGAUUUACCGUACCAUUAUUAUGACAAAAAAGGGACCAAAUUCACCACCAAGUGGCAGGAGUCCCACCAGCUUCCUGCCGAGUUUAAACUGCUGUAUAAAAUGCACAGAGAAGGACUCACAAAGUUGACUUUGUCACACUGUGCCUAAGAACAAAAAAAAAUGUGAAGUGCCAAGUGUUUUAUCAAAGUGCCCAAAAUGUAAUGGAAUAUUCGUCAGACAUGAACAAAAUGUACUUCAUGACCUAGAAUGUAGAUUUUUUUAAAUUUAUUUUUUGUCCAUAGCUGGGUCACAUUAGGGUAGAUCUCCAGUUGGUGAUCAGUAAUCGGAUCACUAGAAAUUCAGUUAGCAGGCAGAGAAUCAUGGGAACUGUAGUUCAUAAAUCACACGAGGAAAGUAAGAAAUGGAACUCUCUGGAGAUAAACAACUUGGUUUAUUGUAGCAUAUUUUGUUUACUUUUUUUGUAAAGAACAGAAAGAUUACUAGUUACUCUGAACCUGAUCUUGGAUUGCAACUCCCAUCAUCCUCAGAGACAGGUUUAGCAUAAGGCAGACUAAUCCUAAAGAGUAACUCUUAUAAGGAUGGAUACAGCAGGAGGUAAAGGGGGUGUCGAUUAAAUGAAGCAUAGCCCUUCUGCCACUUGGUUAAUUUCAUCCACUUUGAGCCAUAUCUCACCCAUUUCUAUCGUAUCCCAUUUACAUUCAAUCCAUACCAAUCACACAAAGCAUUAUCAUUCAAUUCAUAUAUUUGCUUUAUUUAAAACAUUUUAGUAUGUCUGCCCUCUUUCUGCCAAGAAUUACAUAGGGUGCAGAGCUCAUACUUAGCCAAUUACAGGCCAACAUUUUGUUUUUUGUUUUUUAGUUUAGUUUUUAGUGUUUCUGUGAGUUUUGUGUUUUUGUGUUUGUUUUAGGGACAUGGUUGUCCUAAGAGUCUGUUUGCUAAUGGCAAUUUAUUUACUAAAUAGUGAAUUGAGUUGAAUGGAAAAUGUAUUUUGACAAAUUUAAGCCCAAAAAGCUGUGUUUGCAAAAUUCUUCAACUUAUCUUUCUGACUAAAAUCAAUGUUGUAAUUCUAUUUUAAUGGGUUUUAUUUCCAGUUUUUGAUGAUUCACUGUUUAGCAAAUAAUUCCCCUUUUGGUGACCUAAGUGCCAAUAAAAUUCAGUUUGAAAUACAAAUGUUUGUCUAUCUUAGCCAUUUUGAUGUAAUAUUUGGAACUUUGUGAACAGACCACAAAGAUUAUUCUCUUAUGGCUGAUGACAAAUAAGAUUAUUACCAUGGUACUUAGCAUAUUGCUUAGUGACUAUAAAAUAUUUAGAAUAAAUCUUAAUUUUGGACAUUGAAACCCUUAUGACUUUCAUAGAUUGAUUCAGGGAUCCUAAUUUUUGUGGGCUAAUUUUCAAUUAAUUAUUAUUAUUAUUUUUGCAAAUUUCACAUUAUUAUUUAUAUGUUACUAAGUGGAUAAUGAGAAUGACAAAGUAUUUUAGAAAUAGAUGUUUGGUUUAUUGUCUUCUGUUAAUAUCUAUAUUUUCAAAUGUUUUAGUGAACAUUUCAGUCUGAUUUUCAAACCUAAUUAUUGGUGAUCUUACCAAUAGACAAAGCACUUUUUUUGUAAGCAAGUUAAUUUUUCUGGUGUUUUUUUUUUUUGUUGUUUUGUAAUGUGGAAAAAUAUAAAGGGGUUUAUUUACUAAGCAGUGAAUUGUGGCAAAUUGAAAAACAGAUUUGCAAGAUUUUAGCCAAAAUAAAAAAAGAUUAGAAUGUAGCUGACCUGCAAAAUAGUUAACAUUUUGCUAUUUGGCUUCUAUUACUACAAAUUCUGUUUUUAAUUCACCACAAUUCACUAUUUAGCAAAUACACCCACGUUUCAUGAUUUUAUGCAAUCCUUGAAAUUGAAUCAUUGAAAAAAAUGGAUUUGUUCAAUUAUGUUAAUUUUCAGCAUUUGUUUGCAUAAUGAAAAUGUGGUUUUAUUUGCUGUAGGACAGACAUUGUUGGAUUUGGGAAGUAUACAAUAAUGUCAUACAUACACAUACCACAACUAACUAAACUCUGAGAUUGUAUCUAAUGUAUCAGAAACAAAGCUAGUUAUAUUCAUAGACUCUAUCAGCAAACUUAUUUUACUUUAUCAGAUAACAAAAGGGCAUUAGAUUUGAUACUGACAAAUACAGAUAUUAAUUAUAUUGAAGAGAUAACGUAUUUUAACACUACUGCAAAUGUUAUACAUUUCGUGAGCAAUGACCAGCAGUGUAACCGUUUUAAAAAUAAGUAUAAAUAACACAUUUUUGGGGGUGAAAACCUUGAAACUUUUACAAGCACAUGGCAUUAAAGACUGAAAGACUGUGAGAUAUGUAUGUAACUCUACCAGAGUUAUUUAACAAAAUUUAAAAAUUCAAGAUGAAUUCAAAAUUAAUUUUACAUUUCAGGCCAAAAUAGAAACAUUUGAAAAAUAGUCAGCUACAUCCUCGAAAUCUGAAAUUCACUUUGGAUUCUCAUUUUAGUAAAUAGCUCUGUUGGUCAGUAAUACAUCACCCUGGCACUGCACGUUAGGUAAUUAACAUGCCCCUUGAUGUUUGCGAGGUUUUGGAUUGCCAGAGCGUCACGGGAAAAGUAAUUUGCAUAGUAUCUGCAGAGCCAAGGUUAUCUAUCGUUGGCCUAGGAGGUCUUUGGAGAGUUACCAUUUGUAAAAUGUCUGUUAAAACUGUUAAUACUCUGACAGUAUGGCUAUCAAUGUACAUUUAAUAACAUUGUAAGAUAAAAUGGAUUUAAUAUUUAUUUUGUUGUACUAGGGAAUGAAGCACUUGAAAUGAUCAAUGAACAUAAAAUAAGCCCAAGACAGUUCUGGGGCUGUGCCAAAUCUGUGUAAAAUAUUAUGGAAUGGCAUGAAUUGAUGAGAAGGUUUAACUGUUAAAGCGGGCAUAAAGCAGUGUUAGUUCCUGAAAUCUAUGGGCUAAAUAUUCCAUUAAUGGCAAAGCUUCAUGUGUUAAAGAAUUUACCCACUAAACAGAUGUAAAGUGAUGAAAAACGUCAUGCCAAAAUAGUAUAACUUAUUGGGACUUAAAGGGAAUCUCCAGGUGAAUGACCUCUUUUAAAUGCAUGAUGGAAAGAAAUGCAAACAAACGGCGUAUUCACCUGUGAAUGUCUUGUAUAGUGGAAAUGUGUGGCUUCUUAAAAGACCAACAGUGUAGUUUCGAUUACCUGAUACAUUAACUGCAUUCAUGUUUUUUUAUGGAUGAACAAAGCAAGUCACAACAUAACUCCCCAUGUAAAGUUACCAAUCAGGACUGGGUUUUUAUCUGCAGGAGUUUUACUGAAUUGUUAUAAGCAGCAGAAUGCAUGGAGACAUAGCAGAUUAUUCUAUAGAAUUGUAAAGAGCUGCAAGAUAUGUUGGUAAAAUAUGUGAAAAAUGCUAAUAAUAAUAAUAAUAAUAUUAUCGAUGUUAUCCUAUCUGAUGGCCUUUGAAUGUAAAGGAACAUUCCAAUCACCAUAUAGCACGUUGUAGUGUUUAUAGCAGGGGUAGGCAACCUGCGGCACUCCAGGCGUUGUGGACUACAUCCCCCAUAAUGCUCUUAAACUCGCAAUGCUGGCAAAGCAUCAUGGGAGGUGUAGUCCACAACAUCUGGAGUGCCGAAGGUGGCCUAUGCCUGGUUUAUAGUGUCAGGAGUGCCCUGGUCCCACCCCCAAAAAAAGUAGUCAAAUUGUUUUAGAAUCGUUUGACUUCUUUCCUGGUGUCCAUUGGGUGCUACUUGUUACCUCUUCUGGAGCCAAAAAAACUCUCUGCCUGACCUAAGUCCACUAAUGCAAGGCUUAGCUGAUUGGCAAAGUGCAAUCAGCUGACACACUUAAAAAAUUUGCUUGCAUUGCGCUGUUAACUUAGCUCAGGAGAGCUAAUGAAAACUCCUAGUAAUAGCUUCUAGAAACCCAGAAUGACUUGUCAACUUACAUAGGGGGUAGAGGAGUCAGGGCACUCCAGACACCAUCACCACUAAAAUGCAUAUAGGUGGUUAUCUUGCGCUGAGUGUUCCUUUAAUCCAGGAACUGCACAAUUACAGUGACAAGGCUGUACUACAGAUUGUAAGAAAGAAUCCUGAAUAUGUUUAGACCUUAUCAGUAUCCCGAAAAUCUGCUACUCAGUCUUAUUUUUCACUGUAAGUAAAACAUGAAGAUAAAAUGUCCAAUAUGGUGAAAAAGGGUAAAUAUAAUGGGCUUGGCUUACUUUUACAAAAUGUGAGCACUCAUAGGGGCACUGGUGUUAUUUUUAAUGUAGUUCCAUUGUAAUUUAAUGUAAUGCAGAGCUUACUGGUCACAAGUCCUUAUUGCAUCAUUAAACUGCGAACUGAUACAAUUUGUCAUGUUUUCCUGUGACUUCCAGAUUAUCCUGGAUGUCACAAACCCUUUGUAUGACACGCAUCUUUAUGAUGACUUAAACACUUUCCUUUUUGCCAUUUUAACACUUAUAUCAGAUAUGAUUGUAGCUAGAUCUCAACUAUAAGACGUUUUAUUAAGAGUUUUCUAACUUUAGGGGAGGACACUAUAUGUAACGUACCUCUAGCAGACCAAUUUAGCCAUGCAUUGUACGUGGAAGCUUAGAAUAAAAGAAGGAUGGGUCCAGGGUAAUGACGCGUACUGGAACCAAAAGCUAUGAGUUUCUGGUAUGUAGUGUACAAUAUCUCAUUCAAUGUAUCAAAGGUGUAAUGUUCUGGCAAGCUGCAUAAAAUGAACUUUAUAUCUACUGGUUCCUCAUUACAGAUCUUCACACUCAAGCUUGCAUUUGCAGUAAUCCAAUGUUUUAAAAUUUGUUUAAGACCAAUUGUAUUCACCAAAGAUGCGGUACAAUUCAAACCACAUGCUAAAGGCAAAUGAUAUCAAAAAUGGAAAGAAAAAAAACUAGAUGCUUUUUUGAUAAAUUUUAUCAGAAGUGAAUUUGGGGCAUCUAGGACAUGUUGCCAUCUCCCUUUCAGCCCGAGUAAGUCCUACACAUGUUGUAACGCCAACCAUGUUUUUGUCGUCAACAAAAAAUAUAGGAGACAUGUAUUACAGUUAUGAACAUAUUUAGAUUUAUUUGUUUUUAAAAAUCUUUGGUAUGGAAAAGAAAGACCCAUGGGAAAGCAUUGGAUUGGCAAAAAAUCAGCAAUUCUGAUGAUGUCACCAAGGGGGAGGAGCUAGCGCCAGCGGACCCGCGCGACGCCGGAAUUAAGCUGAGUUUUAUUCCUUUGAAGGGGGCUGAGGGGGGCAAGCCACCUAAAUGGUGAGUUAAACACUAUAGGGUCAGGAAUAAAUGUUUGUGUUUCUGACCCCAUAGUGUUCCUUUAAGUGUAUCUCGUGCCAUAGAAUUCCCUAGAUUGCAACAGUAAAUAAUGCUGUUUAAAAUAAUGGUUUGUAUAAAAAGAAUUGCCUUUUUAUUGUGGUGUAAAAUAUGAUAACUUUUUCUUCUUGAUGGCUUUUUUUCUUCAUUCCUCUGAUUACGCAGAUGCCAAUGGAAAGUGCGUUUUAUGUUGUAAGAUCUUUAUGAGAUACCUUGUGUACAAACGUUCAGCACAACAAAGCAUCACAACAAAACUAUUUUUUUCUGUUGAUAUUUCAUCAUCUUUGCGAGUCCACUUUUACAGUUAUUCUAUGUUUGACAUGACAAUGUUUUAUAUGCUAAAUAUACAAUAUCAUCAUUAAAAUGUAAACGGCAUUUAAAACACAAGUUUAUUUGGUAUUCAUAAACAUUUAUAUGUGUAAGGGCUUCCAUAGCAUCACAUGGCUUUAGAGUAUUUGCAGUUUCUCUUCUUGGGGAGGGGGUUGUUUAUUUGUAAUGCUGUAGGGUACAAUUAACCUAAACUUUUCUGAUUUCCUGAUUGGAAAAACCUUCAGGAAAUGCUGUAAAAGAAGUUUCAAAAUUGUUUCCGAUAGAUGUAUUUUCAAACAUGUUAAUUCUGAAAAGUUUUACAAAUAUAUCAGCCAACAAUCCAAAAUUCUUAUUCUUGUUACCAGUAGGACAAACUUGUAUUUUAACUAUUUUUCCUCUUUUAAAGGCCAUAUAAAAGUCUAAUUUAUUUUGAGCGAAAAUGCUUGUGUAAAUAUCUUGUCCAGUCUGAA
Molecule: messenger RNA, 7186 nt
Organism: Pelobates fuscus (common spadefoot toad)
Lineage: Eukaryota; Metazoa; Chordata; Amphibia; Anura; Pelobatidae
Gene: ST8SIA3
Product: ST8 alpha-N-acetyl-neuraminide alpha-2,8-sialyltransferase 3
Exons: 5
Coding region: 121-1263 (380 amino acids)
Biological process (GO): N-glycan processing; oligosaccharide metabolic process
Molecular function (GO): alpha-N-acetylneuraminate alpha-2,8-sialyltransferase activity
Source: RefSeq, a predicted model, not a curated record